UCAAAUUUCUGAAUAUAAUAUCAAAGAUUAUAUAAAUGAUCAUGAAGCAAGUCUAAAAGGCUUAAUUGACCAUUUUGAUCAAUUUGUAGAAUGCCUUCAAGAUCAUACUAUAAGUACAAAUUAUCUUUCUACUGUGCAACAAUUUGGUAAAAUAACUGGUAUACCUUAUGUUAAGUGUAAUAUAGAAGAAAAUACUAGAAAUAUUAUUUUGCGUAUUAUCUACAAAUGCUAUCGUUCAGGAACUUACCAAACUAUAGCAGGCCAAAGUUAUUCUGAUAAAAAGCCAAGGUUUAGCCAAAAAGAAAGCAAAAAAUGCACUGAUAGUGAUAUUGGCACCUUGAGACUUUCAAAAGAAAUCAGUAAUUGGAUCGCUAAACAUAUUUGGAAUGGAUUAAAUAUUAAAGGAAUUGUUCAGCUCUUUAAAAAACAUACACAUGAUUUAGAAGAUAUAUGGAAAAAAAGAAAUCAAAAUAAUGCAAUUCAAAUUCGAGAUAACUUUGUUACAUAUGAUGAUAUAUACAAUAUAUGGAAAGAGAUAAUAUUAGAAUCUCAAAUGAAAUACAAAUCUGAAGAACAGAGUAUAGAAUUAUGGAGAAUUGAACUAGAGCAAAAAAAUGAUCUCACUUGUGCAAUUCCACUAUCAAAAGAAAACAAUGAAUAUAGUAUAGAUAAGCUUUUUGGUUUUAUAGUCUCAACUGGAAAAAAAAUUAUUUGUAAAGCUCCAAUUAUUCUUCUUGAUGCUACUUAUGGAACUAAUAA
Molecule: messenger RNA, 759 nt
Organism: Racocetra persica
Lineage: Eukaryota; Fungi; Glomeromycota; Glomeromycetes; Diversisporales; Gigasporaceae
Source: the annotation of a GenBank genome assembly